Messenger RNA from Podospora pseudocomata, 2197 nucleotides. RefSeq names its product Transcription factor iws1 (gene IWS1). Gene Ontology annotation, cellular component: nucleus. The transcript is spliced from 3 exons. The record is from RefSeq and is a predicted model, not a curated record. Bases 587 to 1876 code for a protein of 429 amino acids. Gene Ontology annotation, biological process: poly(A)+ mRNA export from nucleus. NCBI's taxonomy places the organism in Eukaryota, Fungi, Ascomycota, Sordariomycetes, Sordariales, Podosporaceae.
GGGCCGUCUAAAAUUUUCACAAUGCCAAAGUCAACAGCCUUUUUUUGAGCAGAUAAAUCGAAAUUAAUCAAUCUAAAUAACGCUUUACGCUAUACGCACUUCUCUCCCAAUUUAAACCGUCUUUUUACGUUUAAACCCGAUAAAGUUACGACUUUUGGCUGUUGAAAGUGUGGCAAAGUGUUUGAUGACUUGCAAGUGGGGACCGUGGGCCUGGAUAACGACCACCCCAGCGAAGUCCCACGGGAAAACUCCGGCCGACUUGCUGCACGGUUCCCUGCGCCUGGCACGCCUUUCAUCACGUCGGCCACUCUCUAAGUUGCCUGGCUGUCGAUAAACCGUGAUCAGUUCGUCCACUUUUUUCCGAAUCCAAACACCAUCGCCAGCGUUUCCAUCGUCGCCAGAUCAUCUAUUACAAAGGCUCUUCCUGUGGUUUUUCGAAGACUUUUUUUUGAUGCUUGACGCUUCCACCGAAAAUUUGCCAUCGCAAAAGACAAAACAACCAUCGAACUUCCCUUCAUUCAGCCUUGCCAAUUCUUGACUGCGACUUUGCGACCGACUCCUUCCACACAUCUCACAAUACAGCACCAUGUCUGACGCUGGCUCUCCGCCCCAGGAGCGCAGGGAUGACGCCUCCGUGGACUCGCACGAUGGUGCCGGUGAUGCGGGCAACGAGUCCGAUGACAUUCUUUCCGAAAUCGACGAAGGCGAGUUCGAGCACUAUGAACCCGACAUGGAGAAAAGACAGACGUCCAACAUUAUCAUCGACGAGAAUAUUACCAAGGGACUUAAAGCCAGCAGAAGGAAGAUCACCGACAGCGAGACCAACAAGAAACCUAAAGAAGGCCGCAGGCCAAAAAAGCGGACAAGAGGAGAGGAUGAUGACGACCUGGAUGCGAAUGACAUUAUCGAGGAUGGUGACCGUCGACCGCGCAAGGCGCGCGCAGGUGAAUCGGGCCGCCGAUCAGGCAAGAAGGAGGCUCCCAGGCAAGAAGAGAUUCCAGAGGAGAAUCUCACACCAGAGGAGAGGCGGCGUCGGGCACUCGAGCGUGCCAUGGAUGCCGCUCUCAAACCCACUACCAAACGGAGACGCAAGAAGGAUGAUAUCGAUCUCGAGGACGAAAUCGAUGAACAAAUUGCCAAUCUCAAAGUCGCCAUGGAAAACGCCUGUGUGGCUGACAACAAAGCCCGUGAGGAUGGCAUUGCGGCCACCCACAAGCUUCAACUUCUCCCUCAAGUCACAGCGCUUCUCAACCGGACAGCCGUUCAAGAUUCUAUUCUCGACCCUGAAACCAAUUUCCUCCAGGCUGUCAAAUACUUCUUGGAGCCCCUGAACGACGGCAGUCUCCCCGCUUACAAUAUUCAGCGCGACAUCUUCAACGCUCUCACCAAGCUUCCAGUCAACAAAGAGGUGCUUCUCAGCAGCGGCAUUGGCAAGGUAGUUUACUUUUACACCAAAAGCAAGCGACCCGAGAUUGGCAUCAAGCGCAUUGCAGAGCGUCUUGUGGGUGAAUGGAGUCGUCCGAUCCUGAAGAGGACUGAUGAUUACAAGAAACGCCAGAUCGAGACUCGCGACUUUGACAUUGCUGCGGCCAAAAUGGCUCAGCGUCAAGAAACAGCGAUGGGUAGCUCCCAGAUUACGCUUACCCAGCGACCAGCCGGCAAUAAGUCCCGGUUCGAGCUCGAGCGCGAGAGACUUCUUGCGCCCGAGACCAAGACCAACCGCGCGCAACCUGCUGGUCUGCCUACCAGCUACACUAUUGCUCCACGCAGCACAUACGAUGGGUCGGCUCGGUCGAGCGAACACAGGCCCAUUGGUGCUGGUGGCAUAGAGGCGUUUAGGAAGAUGACGCAGAAGAAUAAGGGGAGGAAAGCUUAGGCCGAGCGUCUGAAAGAGGUUGGCAGUGGGGGUGGUAAAGGCUGCAAAGGCGCGCAUCUGCAUUUUCAGCCUAGGUAGGUAUGUGUCUACCACAGCAUUCGGUGUUUUAUUCCUUUUCCGCGAAGCAAAUUGAUAAAGUCGCGGCCGUUAGGAUUUUGUGUAUUCAUGAUAAUGUAAAAAAAAGUAAAAGCCAGGGACGGUGGAGGCAGAAGAACCACGGAAAUUAGAACCUGUUGGGAGUUUGGAGAAGGGUUGAUCAGUCGGCGUUGCGACUUUUGAGAUUGAACCGAGAGGAAAUAAAUAAUAAUGCAUUUAUCCAUC